AUGGUAAGUAGCCGUGGCAACAACCACAAAGAAUGUAGAGCCUUGAUCGGUGAAAUGUAUCAAAUACACAUAAACAUUAUCACUUUUUACACCCAUGAAGUUUUGACGCUUCAUGAAGACGGCACAGUGGACAUAAUUGACAGUACACAAAAUGGUGUUGAUCCAACGGGUAAAGUCGUAUAUCCGCCAUUUACUCACUUGAUUGGAGUAUGGAGAUGUGUUGGGAAAAAUAAAGUUGAGCUUCGCUUUGGUGCUUAUAAUCUUAAGGUACCUGAUAGUAAGGCUCCAGGUUCACUCGGUAUUAAUUUUAUGGGGUUGACUUUUACGGAUGAUGGUGAAAAGUUGACGGGAACAACCAAAUACUCAAACUAUGAGCUCGGUAUUAAUCCAACUAAACCCGGUGCGAAACCGCUUCCUGGAGAAACCUACGGGCCAUACACAAUCAGUGGUGAUCGAUUGGAUUUCUAUAAACAAUAG
Rotaria sp. Silwood2 is the source of this 477-nucleotide messenger RNA. NCBI's taxonomy places the organism in Eukaryota, Metazoa, Rotifera, Eurotatoria, Philodinida, Philodinidae. The record is from the annotation of a GenBank genome assembly.